UCUGAUUUCGCCUCCUCCCACCUGCCUUCCAUCUUUGAGGACAUGUAUUUCAAUUGUUAAAGCGGUCACUCGACUAUCUUAUCAAUAUAAUAGAACAUCUUUGCUGUGGCACAGGCGCUGUCAGGUGCAAAGCCGCUAACGACACCGCGGCAGCUCGGUUAAAACUACAGAAUGUGCCAGGAAUAAAGAACAAGAGCUGCUCUCUGAUUCUCUCCGAGGAGAGAGAGUGAUCAGCCAUGGCCAGCUGUCGGAGAGGGAGCCCGCGGAGCCGGGCAGGACAGGCAAGUGGCAGUCUGAGAGCAGCGAGGAAGCCCGGGCUGAGAGAUCCUUCCAGCGAGUUAGGGGAUGCUGGCGAAUCAAUGACAGAGCUACCACAAUGGUUGCGGCUUUAUUUCUAUGGGAUGCACGGUAUCACUUUGGAUAUCCUCCUUUCGUCGGCACAGGGGCUUUUGGCUGACAGGGACCCCAAACUGUUCGGCUUUUCCUCCCCGUACCUCUGCAUCAUGCACUCGGUGACCCAUUUCUUGCUGGAAAAAAUAUAUUCGCAAAAGAAGUGCUUUCAAGGACGCACAGUAGUUUUUCACCUUGUUUUCUAUCCCUCUGUGUACAUUGGGUUGCAGAUCCUGAUUGGGAAUAUAAACACGCUGACCGAGCACGUUAGAAUAGUCUCUGCCACUCAUCUCGUCGUUCACUACCUACUGGCACUGUACUUCACCCAAGUUUUCCACAAGGGGCUUGAGCGGCUGCGCUACCACUGCCCCGGGAAACGGACCAUGUCUACACCGGAAAAGCGCACCCUGGAGCCGCUGCCUACUAACGGUCUGCCCGAUGUUGUGCGAUUCCUCUUCUUUGGAAUGCACGGCUUUUUGGACGAGAUCUUUUUUACCUCGAUAUUCAACCUCGUGGAGAAAUCGGACCGGACCAUGAGCGGCCACACGUCCCUGUGGUCCUUCCUGAUGUACGGAAGCUGCAGCUUCGUGGUAGAGAAACUCUACCUGCAUUUGUACUUUAGACGGGGCUGGAGCACCUGGAGGCGGCUCCCCGUCUAUAUCUGCUUCAUCUACACCUGGGAGUUCUGUUGGGGGCUGGCGCUGCGGCAGUACGACGCAUGCUCAUGGGACUAUUCCCACUAUCCAUUCAACUUCAUGGGCCUGAUCACGCUCCUCUACCUGCCCGGAUGGGUCUGCAUCAGUCUCUACCAGGAUAUUCUGUCCAGCGUUCUGCUGCGCGUGGUGGUGUGUGCCAAAGACGAGUAGUGAAGGCACCCAGGGCAGGGCGCUAGCAUCAACGUCUGCCAUGUGUCCAGGGGGGAAAAAACGAUAUUAUAGGCCUAGGUCACAUUUGAUUUAGGGACUGUUGAUACCAAUACAAAGAAAGAAGAGGACAUUUAAGACCAUCAAUGUUGUACCCGGACUUAAAUAAUGUGUAUUUCCCUUGUGGGAAUGUGGAAUUGAUGUGGCUGUUUAGACAGCAUCUUUUAUCAGUGAUUCUAACAAAAAGCCUAUCAAUUUGUGACAGGUAGCCUAAAAGCACAGACAUGCCUUGCCUGGCAUGUGAUGACACACAGACAUGCCUUCUGCUGUGAUGACAACUGACAUUUCGAACUUUGAUGUAGAUGAAACAAUAAUAUUUCACAUUUUACACUUCACUUGCUUGCUCAUUUUAGAGCUGUGAAUGAUUUCCUAAACUAUAUUGACAAAGUCAGCCAUAUGCAUGGUGGCACCAUUUGACGAGGUUGGUCUCUUCAAUUUCAGAGCAAGCUUUGAACUCAUUUCUGCAUGGCUGCAUUCAUGAUCACUUAAUUGCUUAAGUCGUAUUACCUUAAAACAAUGCAUGACAUUUGGAAAUAAAAUAGCUUCUAAAAAGUUCAAAAUGUAUGUAGCGUGAGAUGUAAUCGAACCGAAUAGAACAGGUGGUGGACCGAAUUCAUUUCACUGUGAAUCUUUUUCUGAACCAAACCUUAACCUUACUGUGUUGGAGUGCCUUUCCGAGCAAACCUACAGACAGCUGGACUAAAGACAAACUGAACUACACUGUGGGCCAGUUUCCCCCUAGUCCUGGCCGAACUAAAAAUGAAGCUCAAUGGGGAAUUGAAAGUGCUUUUUAAGUCUACAACUAUAGGCUUAAUCUGGGUCAUGUAAACAGGCAAUGUGUGCCAAUCAGACAGACCCUGAUGAUCAGCUUUAUAUUUCUCCCAUCUUUACGUAGGGGCAUCCCAGACCCAGGCUUGUUUACCUAACAUUUAUAAAGCAGCGGAGCACGAGUCAGCUUUUUAUGGUUUACACUCUUUAGGUUGAUCUGGAGUGGGCAAUAUUGGGAGUCAGCAGACCUGGGUUCAAAUACUACUUGUAAUCUUUCAGGCACUUUCACUGUUUGUUUUAACCUGCCUGGAGUGCGAGAUGGACGGGUUUUGGGGUUUGAAUUUUAGCGGCUAUUCUAUUGGUUCCACGCCAGGAAAGCUCAAUCAAGCCUAGAUAAAGUAUUUGAAAUGAUUUCAGAAUAGUAUUUGAAUCUAGGUCUGGGAUCAACCUCCAUGCAUAGAGCUCUUUGGCAUAUAUCUUUCUGCCUGUUUUAUUUCCUCGUUUGCCAUUGUACCAAACGGUCAAGUCUCGUGUUCUCUCUGAAGG
Messenger RNA from Oncorhynchus gorbuscha (pink salmon), 2627 nucleotides. Its product is annotated as transmembrane protein 229A-like. The coding region runs from base 237 to 1256 and encodes 339 amino acids. The record is from RefSeq and is a predicted model, not a curated record. The transcript has a single exon. Lineage: Eukaryota; Metazoa; Chordata; Actinopteri; Salmoniformes; Salmonidae.